Messenger RNA from Aphanomyces invadans, 1050 nucleotides. RefSeq lists its product as hypothetical. Lineage: Eukaryota; Oomycota; Saprolegniomycetes; Saprolegniales; Verrucalvaceae. Gene Ontology annotation, biological process: mRNA cis splicing, via spliceosome. Gene Ontology annotation, molecular function: protein binding; RNA binding. The transcript has a single exon. The record is from RefSeq and is a predicted model, not a curated record. Gene Ontology annotation, cellular component: U2-type prespliceosome; U1 snRNP. Bases 1 to 1050 code for a protein of 349 amino acids.
AUGUCCAUGCCGUCCCAAAGUCCUCAAGUCUCUGCAGGACUGUCGACCGUGUCGUCAAAUGAAGCCGACACAGUCGCGUCAAUGUAUCAAGUCUACCAUGCCGCAAAAGCCAUCCAGCGGUGGUGGCGCGUGGCCGGGCAAGCGCACUACCUUCGUGCUGGUGCUGCGGCCACGACCAUUCAGCGCCAAUAUCGGGUGUACGUUGCAAGAAGCGAUUUGCGUGUGGCGCUGAAAGCGCUGAUAAAGUCGCACCGCCGGCAAGCAAGGCGGCAGGUGCAGCCGUCCAAGCUCUUGCUGGAGGCCACGAAGUUGGAGGGAAUGAAGUCUGCAAAGUGUGUGUCGUGGCGCGCGACCGUGUGGAUCGUUGUGAUGGCGUGCAGAUGGUUGAAGUGGCACCGACGCAAGGUAGCUGUCCAAACAGCGGCGCACGUCGUGCAAAGGCAGUUCCGCGUCCACGGACGGCGCAAGGCCAUUGCUGCUGGAAUGCGGUUGAUUUUACUUCACAACACGCGACAGCUCCAAGCAAAGAGCCACAGGGGUAUCCUUGCAGCCGAACUUGGCGACCGCCACGAGCCCUUGGACGGGCCCACCGGCGUCGUCCUCGAUUGUGUCGACCGAUGGGACACAUACACCGAUCCCGAGACCGGUGCGCCGUACUUGUACAACCCCGCGACAGGGGAGACAAAAUGGAUGGUUGCGGAGACAGCACACGUGACUGUCCAAGUGGAUCAAGUCAGCGACGAUGGCGACUACGUCAUAUCUGGACUGGGCCCGACGACUCCAUCUCCGACAACUCCGGAUCCAUCCAUGGAGAUCCAUUCCUUUGGGAACCACCCGGACGAAAUGUGGACCCAGGCAACGGACGGCAAUGGAUGUGUGUACUAUUACAACCCCGCAACCAAUGCCACGUCGUGGGAUUCCCCUGCAGGACGUUGGCGGCACCAGUCCAACUUGAGCGAGGGAUGGCAAACGUUUGCGAACGAAGACGGCGUCCCCUUCUACUACAACGCGUCGACGGGCGAAACCACGUGGACGUUGCCACCAAUGUAG